Messenger RNA from Babjeviella inositovora NRRL Y-12698, 2068 nucleotides. RefSeq lists its product as uncharacterized. Bases 149 to 1711 code for a protein of 520 amino acids. Gene Ontology annotation, molecular function: NAD+ binding. The transcript has a single exon. Lineage: Eukaryota; Fungi; Ascomycota; Pichiomycetes; Serinales. The record is from RefSeq and is a predicted model, not a curated record.
UUUUGUUAUUUUUUUCUGUAAUUUUUGUCAGUGGAACGUUCGUGUCGGAACGCUAAUAAACGCACAACAAGCGCUGACAUAUCAGGGCCCGCGCCACACCAACGCUUCUCAACAUCUUUCCUCAAAAUAUCCAUUUGUGUGUAACUGUAUGUCAGAAAUAAUUCUCCUUGACUCCUCCAGCGACUCUGAUCGCGAGAUAUCGAAGCAUGAUAGCGAGACAUUGCCGCCGAAGAAGAUCCAGAAGUUGAAUACGGGAGACUUUCAUACCCAGGCAGGGAGUUUAUUCGACUCUCCGUCUCCUGUUGUCUCUUCAUCCUCCCCCGCCUCAGACUCUUCGAGCGAGGUUGGUGCCGAGCUUGAUGAGGUGGUCUACCAGUCCGAGUCCCCUAAGGCCGAAGCAGAGACCGAGGGGUCGGAAAACACAGCGAAUGGUAUAACAGAAACACAGCCUAAUGGAAAACCACCGGUGGUCAUGAACGGGAUCACGUUACCAGAUAUCACCAAAGAGCAGUGCUCUAAAGCCAGAAGCUACUUGAAGUUGGAGGGAAGCAUGAAGUUCUUGGACCACUAUCUCCCUACUACGGCGGCGGCAGAGGACAUCUUGAAUCUUAUCAUGAUGCUUGGGUUCGUUCCAAAGGACUUGCCACUGUUCAAGAACGAAGAGAAUAACCUCAUCCAGUUGAUCAAGACGUUACAGAAGGCCAUGAACCGGGUGUCACAGAUGCGAACUCGUCUCAGCGAAUUCAACACGAUAGAUCAGUUGUGCGCACAGAUCGAAAAAUCCUCCAAAAUCUUGGUCUUGACAGGAGCGGGGAUCUCUACAUCUCUCGGAAUCCCCGAUUUCCGUUCGUCCAAGGGAUUUUACUCCCAGUUACAGUACUUGGGUCUUAGCGACCCGCAAGAGGUGUUCGACUUGGAGUUUUUCCGUGAAGACCCUAACAUAUUCUAUUCCAUUGCCCAUAUGAUCUUACCCCCAGAAAACGCCUUUACUCCACUACAUGGGUUCAUCAAGUUGCUCCAAGAUAAAGGCAAGUUGUUGAGAAACUACACGCAGAAUAUCGAUAACCUAGAGGAGAACGUGGGUAUUUUCCCCGAAAAGUUGAUCCAGUGUCAUGGCUCGUUUGCCUCGGCCACCUGUGUCACGUGCAAGUUCUCUGUCAAGGGUGACGCAAUCUUCGAUGACAUCCGCAAGCAGCAGAUCCCGUUGUGCCCGUUCUGUCUCAAAAAGCGUGAGCGUUUAUUUGAGUCCGAGUCACCGCGAUACGAUAUCCAGUCCUAUGGAGUGAUGAAACCGGACAUCACAUUCUUUGGCGAAGCGUUGCCGGCGCUCUUUCACGAUAACAUCAAGAAGGACGUAAUGGAAUGCGACUUGUUGAUCUGUAUCGGUACUUCACUAAAGGUGGCGCCAGUGUCGGAGAUUGUGAAUAAGGUUCCGGCGGAGGUGCCACAAAUUUUGGUUAACAGGGACCUCGUGGGCCACUGCGAGUUUGACUUGAAUCUCUUGGGAUUCUGUGACCAAGUUGUGUGCUACUUGUGCACCAAGUUGGGUGUAGAUACGAACGGCUGGCGGGUCAAGCACGAGCGCUUUGAUGCGAUCUGUGCCAGCGGCCUUGUGUGUAUUGAUCUGGGAGCUAGCGUCGGGUGCUUCGAAAUCGCCGACUCCUUGCCAAAGAAGGAAGAGAUCGAAGAAGUCAAGGAGGAAGCGGCAUAGUACUUCUCAGACGUGCUUAAAGACGGAUCUGACCGAGGAAUUUGUAUUAUAUAAGGUGUUUCCUGGUCUGCAAAUUCCGUUUGGGCCAGCUUUCAGACAUAUCUGUGCUAACUAUAUUAAUAUACAUGGCUGGACCUGUUAGAAUCCAAAUACAAGCGUAGGUAAGAGUUUCAUGCGGGACUGCCUAGUGAACUGGCCCAUCUAUACAAGGUUGAUGUUUGGAGUUUAAUACGGUGCUUUAAGAUUGGUUUAGUUUUCUCCAGAGGGGGGGUACAUGGGUACUGCAGAAUUCGCUAAAGUUUCUAAUGUAUAUAUAACAAAGAUUUGAAAGGCCUUAUAGGAUGAGAUAUUGACCAG